AUGCCGCCGUUCCGGUUACCGCCGGGGUUCCGGUUCCACCCGACGGACGAGGAGCUGCUGGGGUACUACCUGCAGCGGAAGGUGGAGAACCGCCUCGUGGACGACGGGCUGAUCGUCGAAGUCGACAUUCUUAAGUGCGAGCCGUGGGACCUGCCCAGCCAGUCGUGCCUCGAGGCCGGCGAGUGGUACUUUUUCUGCGCUCGCGACAAGAAAUACCCGCACGGGUCGCGCGCCAAUCGCGCCACGGCGAAGGGGUACUGGAAGUCGACCGGCAAGGACAAGCCCGUGCGCAGCUCGCGCACGUCACGACAAAUUGGGAUCAAGAAGACGCUCGUGUUCUACCUUGGGAGGGCGCCACGUGGCGAGCGGACGGACUGGGUGAUGCACGAGUACCGGCUGGAGCCCGAGGCGCGGUCGCGCGGCGGCCCUGCGGCGGACUACGUGCUGUGCCGCGUUUUCAACAAGAGCGCCGGCGCCGCGGAUACUCCGUUGCCCAUGGAUCAAGACGACGGGCAGCCCACUGCGAGCGAGCCGCCGUGGGAGACGGGUGGUGGCGGAGGAGGAGGUAAUACUCUGGGUGGUGUGUCGCCGACGGGUGUGGGUGGUGCGGGUGGUGCGGGACAGCCCGUAAAGUUUGGGGGGAGCGGAGCUGCGGGAGACGCGGAGGAAGCGGGCUCGAGCGACGCGGAGUCGGAAGGCGCGCUGACUACCACCACCGACCUUCACCCGUUCUUUCAGGAACUUUCCACCCGCAGCGACGGCACGAAUGGCUUCUCCGUCGUUCCCGAGUCGCUACACGCCCCUGCCGCCGCUUACCCGUCCGUGCCCGCUUUUCCCGCUGCAGACGCGUCAUUCGUCCCGCCAGGCACGUUCGGACCGCCGUCGCAGGAACCGGGGUUUCCGGACUUCCCGUUCGAGCUGCCGCCGGUUACGGAGCUGGGGCACAUGGAGGGCGGCGCGGAGAAUCUGAUGGACAUUCUGGGAUUGGAGGAGGUCGAUCUCGUUCCCGUCGACCCUGCCGCGGCGCCGCUUGUGCCCGUUGCCGUGCUGGAUGUGUCGGCUACUGCGAGCGGGAUUGCCUGGAGCGGAGCGGCGCGGCAGGAGGCGGAGAGCGACGUGGAUGUGGACGGAUUGUGGGAGAACAUUCAGUGGCAAGCGGGCGCUGCGGCGGCGGGACACGUGGCGGAGCAUGGGACCGCCCACGCGGCAGAGGCGGAGGAGUGGAACAUACCGAUGGAGGGCGGCGAGGAGUGGUUGGGCGAGCAGCUGCCGGCGUUGAAUCUUCCCGAAGGCAUCUCUAUCGACGACUUCCUCGAAGACGCGCUUGUCGCCGACGACCUCUACGAAAACCACGCCGCUCUUCCCGCCACUCCUGCCGUUCUCGCUGCGCCGGGUGUGCCUAGUGCGCGUGCGAUGGCGGCACCCGGUGGUUUCGCACCGGCUGCCCUUGCUGGCGCUCCUGGUGCGGCAGCGCGAGCGGCACUCAGAGCAGUGGCGCCCGCGCCUCUGCGAUCAGCGCGUGCAGCCGGCGCAGCCACCAUCGCAGCGGCCGCCGCAGCGCUGGCGAAGUCCAAAUCAGCACAUGGGGCCGCCGCCGCAGCAGCAGCAGGGGGAGGCUUCGCAUCGCUCGCCACCGCUUCCAAUCUCGGUCUCGCUCCUGUGGGCGCCGCCGCCGCGAGAGCACUGGUGCGGCCGAGGUCGCGGCCCGUGCGCGCCGCUGGCGCCGUUAUGCCGGCCGCCGGCGCGUCGGUGGCCGGGCGCCGCGUGCGAAUGCAAGUGUUCAACCCGCCGCAGCUGGCGGUUGGUGGCGGCGGAGCGCGGCUGGCGAGCAGCGGCAGCCGCAGUGGUGCGCCAUCGUUGAAUCUGGACGCGCGCCCAACUCCUCACGCGCACGCGCAAACGCGUCUUGCCCAGGCUGAUGGAAGUAUGAGUGAUGAGGACUGUUUCAUGGGUGCGCAAGAGUGGGCUAGGGGGAUGGAUCAGCAUGAGGGCAUGGUAGCAGCAACACCCGUAGCAGCGUUUGGUGGGCGGGGUCUGGAUUCACCCAUGGAGCUCAGCGCCGUUGCAGACGUCACAAUGCAUUUCGGCGUGGAAGAUGUGGAAGGACACGGGGCGCGGAUGACACACCACCCCGCUCACGCCCACACGCAUGCUGGUGCGGGUGAUUAUGCUCCUGCUGCUGGUGCCGCCGGUGCUGCUGCAGACGGUGCGUUUGGUGGUGCUGCUGGGGGGGCAGGUGCACUGUGGGUGGUGGGGCAAGAGGAGGAAGGAGUACGCAUAUUGCCCGUGCCACAGGGCGGUGUGGCAGAAAACGGUGCGGCGGAGGGCGGUGCAAGAGGAGGUGGUGCUGUAGGGUUAGCGGCUGCUGAGCCCGUUCGACUGCAUGCACAUGUUCUUGAAGCGCUUGCGUUACAGCCACACCCGUUACAGGAACGGGGAGGGCACGCGGAGAUGGAAGGGGAGGCGGAAUUGGCAGGGCUGGAUGAUCUAGUGCUUGUUGCUGACGCCGCCGCCCUCGCCGCUGCCCCUGCCGCCCCUCCUCCCCCUGUCGCCCUUGCUGCCCCUGCCGCCUUUGCUGCUCCUGCAGGUGCACCUGGUGUUCCUAUAGCGGAUGCUCCCCUAGCGGUCGAGCCUUUAGCUGGUGUUCCUAUAGCUCAUCAUUUGUUAGAGCUCCCUGUUCCUGGUGCUCCUGCCAGGGCUGUUGCCGCCCUGCCUCUCGCGGCACCAGCCCCACGUGUGGCCGCUGGGCCGCAUCUAGCCCCUCCUGCCGUUCCUGCUGCACAAAUGGCCGCUCCUGCUGCCGCGCCUGCAGCUCCUGCCUUACCUGCCGCAGCGGGAGGAGUGCUUCCGGCCCCUGCAGGAGCAGCGGAGGCGGGGCCAGGCGGAGCAGCAGCUGGUGUCGUGAUGCUUGGGGCGGCAGCAGGGCGUGCGGUGGUGGAAGACGGAGGUGCGGCGGCUCUUGACGCGCAGCAUGAUCCACGAUUGCUGGAGCAUGGAGGAGGGGUGGCGCGUGGAGGGGUAGAGGGGCAUGGAGGGGAGGGAGGCAUGGAGGGUGAGAUGAUGGAUGGUCAUGGUGAUGGCGAGAUGGUUGGCGGUGGCGAUGGCGACGGAGGUGCAGGGGUGGUUGUUCCAGGCGGCAGGGGGAUAUUACACGCAAGACAGCAGCCUCUGCAGCAGGCGAGGCUGGAGGUAGCAGGAGGUGGCGACGUGGCUGGCCGCCACGAGGCUCAGUUCAACGUUCCACAGCAUGAGGAGAGGGGAGAUGCAGAUGUGGGGAGAGGCAGGGCAGGGCGGAGUAGGAGCAGUGAAACCUUGAUGGAGGCGGAGGGGCCAGCAGGCCCCACUGCAGCAACUCCAUCCCAGAUGAUGCCGACACUUGGUGUGCUGCCGGGCGGCAGCGCUGCAGCACAAGCGGUGUGUACUGGUGGCCUUGAGCGCGCCUUUAGGACUUCAAGUAUUGCUCAAUCCGACGACGCUUCCGUAGCACAGGCGGAGAAACUUACAACAGCAACAGCAGGCAUUUCAGCAGCUGCUGUUAAAUCACUGGGCCUUGCAGCGCCUGCUGCAACAGCCAGUGCUAUUUCCUCAGACUGCUUAAGUGCAGUCGAUACAGUCGAUGAAGUGAAUACAGUUGAUGCAGUGGAUUCAACUGCACAGGUCUCAGUGCAUUCUCUGGCACCAGAGCCAGGGGAGGCAGCAAGGAAGGAGAUUGGCGAGCAGCGGUGUGUGUGUGCGCGCACCCGGCCCAUAGCAGACCUCAUCGCACAGUCCAAGAAGACACGCGGGCAGCGCCACCCGUGGCAGCAGUACCUGCCCGCUCGGCGCUCCGUCAACCUCGGAGCUGCUGCUCCCACAGCAGCAGAAGCGGCACCAGCAGCAACAACAGCAGCAGGGUCAGGGGCAGGUGUAGAGGCGGAGGCGGCACCAUCCAAAGCAGGAGCAGAUUCAACAGCCUCCGUCCUCCAGCCCGUAAAGUCUCAUGGCCCAGUGGGGCCAGCGGCGGUAAUUUCCAAGGCAGGGCGAGUGGGGGGAGGCAGGCCGGUGCACUCUCUGUCACGUGCAGGGGCAGGUGGGGGAGGGACAAGGCAGGCUGGUGGCCUGCGGCCCGCGCCCCGGUACCUGAGCGGCAUGCUGCAGCUGCUCUCCGCCCUCCCUGCUCGCCCUGCCCACGCCGCUGAGCUGGCUGCAGGCAGAGGGGCGGCUGGUGGCUUGCAGGGUGAGGGGGUAUCGGGGAAAAAGGGCGGUGGGGUGGAGAAGCAGGUGGAGGUAGAGGUAGAGGAGUGGAGCGAGGAGGACGAGGAAGAGGAGGUGUUUGAUUCGCGGUGGUGGGUGGAUUCUGAAGGAAGGGUGGUGCACAAAGACAGGCUGUUGGGGGUUAGUGGCAGGGGAUGGAGAAGCGGGAGAGGAGCCUUAGAGAUGGAGGAGUGGGAGGUGGAGACAGAAGAGGUGGAGACAGAGGAGAUUGAAUCAGAGAAGGUUGAUGUAUUGUCGUCUGUGGUGACUGAUGACGAGAGUGCCGACCCUGACUUGCAGGACACUGCCAGCAGUGGAGGAGGGUCUGUGGGGUCUGGCGGAAGCAGGCAAGUGCCUAAGCAUGUGGGGAGUAACGAGGGGAGGAGUAAUGGCAGGACUAGCAGCAGCAGGGUGGUGCGGCGGCACAGAGUGACAGUUGCCACGGGGUGGGUCGAGCGGCCGCACCAGCCAGACAAAACUCUAACUACGCUUGCAAAAAAAAAAACUGUGUCCAGGGCCAAAGCUUAUGGUUCUAUGAAGGCAGAGGAGUUGAGUGGCGGUGUGGGCGGCAAGGGGCAAUUGAGAGAGCUGGAGGAGCUGGGGGAGCUGUCUCCCUGGACGCUGCUUGCUCUGCUGCUGCGGCCACUGGUGGUGGCAGUGAGGCGAUGGCUUCAUGAGCAGAGGCUGCUGCUGUGGGUGGCUGUGGCGUUGUGUUGUGUUGCUGCGGGUGUGCUUGUGGCACCUGCGUGGCAUGUUUUGCCUCGCUUCGUUGCCGCGUGA
Closterium sp. NIES-65 is the source of this 5013-nucleotide messenger RNA. The record is from the annotation of a GenBank genome assembly. NCBI's taxonomy places the organism in Eukaryota, Viridiplantae, Streptophyta, Zygnematophyceae, Desmidiales, Closteriaceae.